CGUCAGGACUGCUUGUUCGUCUUGGGCGGGAAUGCUGCUGUUCGAAUGCGCAGCCUUCAUUGAUUGUUGGGUUGUCUCACAUGUCACGCAAGGCUGGUUGACCGAGACACACACCACGGAGGAGAUGGAAGAUUACUUGGGGAAGCGAUCCUACGAGGAGAGCAGCUGUUAUGAGGCUGAGGAUAACAGUGCGCAACAAGGUCCCGCUGCAGGAGAGAAGAGGAGCUGCGAGCAAGGCUUCAGCUGGUGGACCUGCAUGAUGUACAGCAUGCCGCAACAGGAGGUCGUUGUGUCCAAGAAGACGGGCAACCUGUUGCAGUGACGUGACGACGCUGCGUGUGCUCACCAUACACGCUCGCAGGUGUUUUGCCUCUUGCAUCAGCAGUGUGAUGCUUUUAUGUGUAAUCAACCUUCUAAUUCAUGUCAACCACAACCUCCAAGUGCCUUGGCCUUGUUGUUGUCAUUUGUUGUAUUGACGAACCCUGUCAUCCCUUGCCAUGUUGACAUGAUGUGAUGUGACAUGAUACGACUGUAUCAGCAGUUGUUCACCAGUUGCUGCUGCCAACCUGUCAUCGCCACAACUCCCACUAUCACCACAGCUGCCGCAACCCCUCCUUCGUCUCUGUGUUGCUGUUGCUUGCGUGCUGCAGCUUCGUGUGUGACUGCUUCCCGCACCCGUUCGGCUGUUGUCACACCAUGUAAUGAACCACAACACACACGCACGCCGCUGAUCGAGGGACAUGCGAAC
This is a messenger RNA of Salpingoeca rosetta, 748 nucleotides long. RefSeq lists its product as uncharacterized. The record is from RefSeq and is a predicted model, not a curated record. The transcript is spliced from 3 exons. NCBI's taxonomy places the organism in Eukaryota, Choanoflagellata, Craspedida, Salpingoecidae. Bases 32 to 322 code for a protein of 96 amino acids.